Messenger RNA from Ostrea edulis (European flat oyster), 4346 nucleotides. RefSeq lists its product as uncharacterized. The transcript has 3 exons. Bases 285 to 2213 code for a protein of 642 amino acids. The record is from RefSeq and is a predicted model, not a curated record. NCBI's taxonomy places the organism in Eukaryota, Metazoa, Mollusca, Bivalvia, Ostreida, Ostreidae. Gene Ontology annotation, molecular function: ATP hydrolysis activity; ATP binding.
GAAUCUCUUGUCGUGUUUAAGCAAGGAAAACACGGGUGCAAUCUGCUGGUAGAAAGCAUUUUGGUAGAAUGACGAAGAGAGAGAAAACAACAUGUAAGCCCUGUUAUUUUGUAUAGAAUGGUGAGAUUUAUCAAUGUUCGUUAUAUUCACUUUUUCAUGUACAUGAAAGGUGAAGAUAACGAACAGUGAUCAAUCUCAUAACUCCUGUAAGGAAUACAAAAUAGAGAGUAGGGCAUCCACAUACCUCUGGACACACCAGAGGAGGGAUCAGGUGCCUAGGAGAAAUGCUGAGGGCAAUGGUGUUUCACAAUUUUGUGCACUUUGAAGACAAACAUCUUUUAAACUUCCGAGAAGGAAACGGUGCCACUUAUUUUAUUGGAGCAAGUUCAACAGGGAAAACUGCUGUUUUGGAACUGAUAAGGAGAUGCAUGUGUAGUACACUGAAUUCCUCUCUAACGAACCGCUUUAACGAAGAAGAACACGGAUAUGUAUUCUGUCAGUUUGCAAGAGACGGAACUGAAAAAAAUGUCAUUUUGGGUAUAAUUGUAGAAGGUGAAGGAAACAAACAAUCAAUGGAGGAAAUAGAAGGAGGGGGUGAGGAAAAUAAAAGUGAAUUAUUGCCAGGGGGAGGAAAAGAGGAUGAUAUGAGGAAUGACGAUACGAGUGAGGACGUGGAAGAAGAUUCAGAAAAGAAAGAUGAGAGGAAAGAGAGGAAAGGAGACGUGAAAUUUCACAAAAUCGUGAUUUAUCACUCUAGUGACGGUAUACUACGAAUCAGAAGUACAUUAUUCUUCCACCGUAAAGAGAAAAACAUUGAUUCCAGCCAGGAUGUUGAGGUGGGAGAUGAUAUUGGUUUACAUAUUGAUAAAAUAGAGGAACAACUUUUCAAAGACAAAUCUGAUGCAAAUGAAUUCGUAAAAAAAGUCUUAAAGGCUAUUAAAAAGGAGCAACCCAAUAAGGUCAGUUAUGAUCACCACCAAAACAUGUGGGAUCAAAUAAGCGAACAGUUCGUGGGUAUAUUGUCAAUGAGAGGUCCUGGUACAUUCCAGUGGACAAAAAGCAAUACAAUCUUAGAGGAAAACAAAGAAUACAAUUACAACGCCGCUUCUGAACAGGCUGAAGUCAUUACCAAACUCCUUGAUGCAGACGAAGUAGACAAAGAUAAGGAGAGAGAGAUUUUCAAUGCCUUAACAUAUCCAGAUGUUUUUGAAUUUCGAAAAGUUAGUGAAGGGAAGAUUGUCGUGGAGAAGAGCGGUGGUAGAGUAUUUCCUUUGCUAAAAACUUCAUUAGGGAUUGUGGAGGCCAAACAGUUUGCACUACUUAUUUCACACAAAGCUUUUCGAACAAUUUGUUUGGAGGAGCCGGAAAGAGGAAUGCACCCCCAGAUGAUAGAACGAAUGAAAACAAUACUUCAUCGAGAAUGUGAUAGGAAAACUGUCAUCGUUGUUACACACAGUCCAGCAUUUAUUGAUUCCGUAUCCAUUGAAAGGUCCUACUUGUUUACCCGAAAAAAACAAGUUUCUUCGCGAUCGGUUUGUGGCGUCAACAAUAUCAAGCGAACUCAAUUUGGUAAGCUUAUGAAGGUAUCAGAAAUAGAAGAGUUGAAAAAAAUUUUCUUUGCAACCAAAGUUCUAUUGGUUGAAGGCAUGUCAGACAAAAUUGUGAUACAAGCGAUUUUCGGACAUAUUUUGGAAAAUUGUACAGACAAAGAAAAAAUGAAAAACAUUAACAGUUACCAGAUAAUUGUGCUUGACGGAUGCUUGCGUAUUAAACCUAUUCAAGAUCUUUGCAAGGAUAUAAAUCUACCCUUUGCUGCUGUUUUAGAUCGUGACACUUGUAUUGAAGUUGAUGGACGAGGUUGCGUCGAUGCUAUUCAUAAGAAAUAUUAUAAAUACACUGAAGAGCAACCUAUCAAUAUCUUUCUUGGAGAGCCUUUUAAGACUCUUUCAGAUAAAUUGCAGAAAGAGGAAAAUCUAUUUAUUUGGAAAGAUGGUGACAUAGAAGAUUUCCUUCUUAGCGAAAGGGAUAAGCGUGACAAAAUCUUAGAAAUAUUAGACUUAGGAGACAAAAAAAGCAAGCCAAGGAAAGAAAUGAAAAGAUCCAUCAAAGAUAAAUUAAAGAUAGGCAUAUCGCAAGAACAAUCGAGUAAAUUGGGAGAACAUCUAAAUGAAUACGAGGAAGUUUCUCGUCUUUGUGAAUUUUUAAGUAAGUAAGUCAUAACAAAACGGAAAUACGUUCUGUCGAAAGUCCAGGGGCAUCAAUACUGAGGAGAAAGAUGUUUCAGUGAGGCAGUACACUGACAAAUAAGUUAAUGGUAUAGGGGUUUCAAAUGUUUCAUUUAAAUCAAGCAUUUCCCAAAAGAUAUCGACGUUUUAAUGAUCUAAUUCGCAAAUACAACCUACCAUUAGGUUGAAGGCUUGCAUGCUAUCUGAUGGGUUUCAUACCAAUCGUUAGGCCGUUCUUUACACACUGACCAAGGAUUACUCCGUUUACAUGAUCGAACUAUAGGGCUCACGGCGAGUGUGACCCGUCGAUAAGGGAUACUUACUCCUCCUAGGCACCUGAUCCCACCUUUGGUAUGUUCAGCGGUCCAUGUUUGCCAACAGGUCAACAGAAGAUGCUUCUCUUCCGAGUCUCACGAUGUCACCUCGAGUAUUUCCAGGGCUUUGUGAUUUUUACGUUUAAUCACUGUAUUCUUCACUUUUGAUAUUUUGCACUCCACAUUUUCUUGCUACCUUUUCUAAAAUCACUUUCAUGAACAAAUGAAGGUAACGAGCAGGGAUUAAUUUCAUAAUUCUCAGAAAGAAUUAAAAAUUAAGAGUAGGGCAAACACGAGCCCCUGGACAUACUAGAGGUGGGAUCAGGGCCAAGGAGGAGUAAGUAUCCCCUGUCACACUUGACGUGAGCCCUCUAUUUUUAUCAGGUAAAGGGAACAAUUGGGGUUAUCUCUAGUCAAAAUGAUUAUCCAAAGAGCGGAUUAACAUUUGGUAUGACGUACGUCAGACAACAUUCGACCUAACAAAAUGUUGUAUUUAUAACGAUCAUAAAGUUUGCGAAAUGCUGACUUCAAACGAGACUAUUGAAAACCAUGUAAUACCAACUUUUUUUUCAGUAGCUUACCUCGAUUUUAAAGAAAUCGUUUAAUCAGAGUGCUUACUCCCAACACCUUGUUUAUUGUGUUAUAGGGACUGGUUCAGGUUUUUUUUAAAACAAAAGGUAUUUUUCAUUUUUGUUAAACAUUGAAAAUAUACCCCAUUUAAUGUUGACAACCAAAAUGUGGACUUCUGAAUUAAAGGAUGAGAACAAUAGUUUUGCCUUAACUUCGUGUUAUGUAAACAAAGACAAGAUUAAUUUUGUAAUUUAAAGCAUCUUACUUUUGCAAAGUCACUAAUUCAAUUUUUAAAUGGCAUAAUGAACCUAAAGAAUACUUGAAAUGUGAUAUAUGUAAUAAACUUAGAUCGAUAUCUAUUUAUUUUGAAAACUUUGUAAACAAUAACACACCCCAAUCUCUGUUUACAAAACGAAUGAUACACUCUCUACAAUGAGCUACUGCCAUAAUGUGUAAUCAUUAAAUGUUUGUGAAAUGUGCUUUUAAACACCAUAGAGAGCAAAUUUUGAUUAUUAAAACUGAAAAACAAAUCGGGGGGGGGGGGGGGGUCGUGAAUAACUCCCUUUAAUAACUUGUUGUGUAACUUACACAGGGUCAUUUGAUUUGUGUUUUGAAUCUUUUUGUAAUCCUUCUGACUUAAUUUCUGAAUGCUUUAAGUAAUCUGAUGAGGUCAAAUCAAAUCAAACAUGUCUCCUUUUUCCUGCCCCCCCCCCCCCCCAUUAUAUCUUAUCUUAAUAAUUAGACCGUUCACACUAAGUGUUACUCAUGAUCGAGAGAGGGGGCUCAUGGUGGAUUUGACAAGUCAGCAGGCGAUGUCUGAUGCUACGUCUGGUGUUUGCAAUGUUUCAAGUUUUGCAUUCUUUAUGGGAUAGAAAAUUUAUCACUUUGAUUUCUUUACCUUCUUAAUGUGGCCAUUUUGCAAUUCAAAAUACUAUGUCGCGAUUCAAGACUGAAUUUUUGGAUCAUAUUACUUGUACUGUGAUAAAUCAUGUUGUUAAUAUAUUGAAUUAUAAUAAACUCUAGGGAUUUGAAAAAUGUAUAUUUACUUCAAACUCAGAAUAUUACAAUUGAAUUUAUGCAAGAGCCUCUACAUGAGAAGAGAGAAUAUCUUGCUGUUGCCUUCAACUCGACAGGGGGAUAUAUUGACGAUGUUUUAUCGAUUAACAAUAAUUAUUUUCAUUCAUAUGUCGUUUCAAUAUACCCAUGUGAGCUCGAAAUAAAAGACAUCAGAGUCUUC